Messenger RNA from Dromaius novaehollandiae (emu), 2228 nucleotides. It is a transcript of the gene NTPCR, whose product is annotated as nucleoside-triphosphatase, cancer-related. NCBI's taxonomy places the organism in Eukaryota, Metazoa, Chordata, Aves, Casuariiformes, Dromaiidae. The transcript has 5 exons. Gene Ontology annotation, molecular function: ATP hydrolysis activity. The coding region runs from base 353 to 925 and encodes 190 amino acids. The record is from RefSeq and is a predicted model, not a curated record.
AUUCCCACCGAAACCACGGACUCGGGGCUUCCUGGCUUUUCUCAGCAGCUACACGGGCGUGAAACAGGCACCGCUUUUUGCGACCAGACGGUUAAAACCUCAAGCCGUCCGUUACGAUUUAAACCUCCGAGCCCGGCCUCGGAGCCACCCCUGUCCGCAGUCGCCUCCCCCCGCUGCUCCCAUUUUAGACACCGCCCGGCACCGAGACGCCCCGCAACAGGGCCGAGGCCUCGGGCUGCGCAGCGCCUCCCUCGGGCGCAGGCAGCGGCAGGGCCGGGGCCGGGGCCGGGGCCGGGGCGGAGCGAGGGCGGCUGCGCGGCGCUGCCGGGGGGGUGGGGAGAGGGCGGCCGCCAUGUCCAAGCACGUUUUCCUCACGGGACCCCCAGGGGUUGGAAAGACUACUUUGAUCCAGAAAGUCACUCAAGCUUUAAAAUCCACGGGGGUUCCCAUUGAUGGAUUUUACACAGAGGAAGUUCGAGAGGGUGGCAGGAGAACAGGAUUUGAUGUUGUCACUCUGUCUGGAAAACGAGGACCUUUAUCUAGAGUCAGUUCUGAUUCUUCUACUUCAAGACAUGCAUGUCGGGUCGGACAGUAUGUUGUAGAUGUUGUUUCCUUUGAGCAGUUGGUUCUUCCUUUGCUGAGAAAUGUAAAUCUUGGCUGUGAUGCAGAGAAAAAAAUAUGCGUCAUAGAUGAGAUUGGUAAAAUGGAACUCUUCAGCCAGUCUUUCAUUCAAGCUGUUGGUCAAACGCUGACUGGUUCAGGGACCGUAAUACUUGGAACUAUUCCAGUACCUAAGGGAAAGCCGCUGGAUCUUGUCGAAGAAAUAAGAAGUAGAAAAGAUGUUAAAGUGUUCAAUGUUAAUAAGGAAAAUAGAAACAGCAUUUUGCAAGACAUCUUGGCAGCUGUGGAAUCCUGCAGAAAAUGAAGAUCCUUCUCUUGCCAAUCAACACUAAGCUUUUAUUUUACCAAUUGUUACAGCAUUUUGCAGAUCUUUGAGUCUGUCCUUCCUGUGUAAGCCACUGGAGGGUUUAUUGGAGCCUCCAGGGCAAGCAAGGUAAAGCUGGUAAUACUUUAAAAUGUAAAAAUGAGAUAGUAGGAUUCUUGUUUAUUCAGUUCACAAGCCUAUCAAAAAAUUGAACAGACCUGUAGUUACCGUCAAAUUUUAAUCUGAAUAUUUGAAAGUUAACUGACUGACUCUGAUCCUAGUUAUACCAUGUGAAAGCAAUUAACUGUUAAACAUACUGGAGCUAUGUCUGAUAGAGAUCUUAAUCCUUCAGCAUGCGACAUGGACUGUUCUGUCUAGAGAGCAUUUUGAUGUGGGUGAAGUCCCACUGACUAAUGUGCAUUGAGUAACUGGAGCUUAGUCCUGCUCUGAUGGAACAGAACUGUACCUAAAAAGUGUGUGUGCUCUGCCUGGUUUAUGUCUCUGUUAACUUCGACUCAGUUUAAGUGUGUCAAAGAGUGUGUUUCAGCAUGGCUGCUGAUGGUUCAUGAGAUGGAAGGAACAACCUGAUUUCCCAGCAGCCCGACCCCAAUUGCAGUAUGAGAAGGGUUACCCCAAACUGCAAACAAACUUACUGUAAUCCCAAGUGGAAUUUACAAAAUUCUACUUAAGCAAGAAAAAUAACCAGCUUCACCCUCUUCUUAAGUAGCCCAGACCAUAAUUGAUAAAAAGGUUGUAUUUUUGUGUUUAUUUUGAAGUUUCUGAUGGCAGUCCUGUUCUCAUCCCCUUAAAAAACCAAACAAGCAAAAACCCACUUCCCCCAAAGUUUAAGGUCCAUGACACACAGUCAAAUCAUGACAUGUUUUUCAUGCAGAGUUUAAUAGGUCUGGAUAGACUUAAUUCUGCAUUUGUCUAUAUAGGUUUUGCAAUCCAUUAUGGUUUAUUGAUUCCUUUUUUUUUUUUUUUUGAGGUUUUUUUUCUCCUUAUUCAGGUCUGUGCAUGCUUCAUGGUUAAUGGUGAAAUGAGAAGUGUUUGAGAGUAUUAGACAAUGACUUUCCCUAGGAGGUUUGCAAAUGUGUUCAGGAAAAGUGCUACUGCUUAAUCAGUUUUGUAUGUUGUAAAAACAGAAUUCCCUCCCAGGUGCACACUUGUUCAUUGUAUGAUUUAUGGUUGUCUCUGGCUGUAAAAAGAUGUUAAGAAUUCAGUCUUUUCUGUUCUUUUUUUUUUCUGUUCAGUUCAACAACUGUUAAAAUGAGCACAGUAUUUAAAGGCAUUUUCAAACAUC